This is a messenger RNA of Penaeus indicus, 1455 nucleotides long. RefSeq names its product STE20-related kinase adapter protein alpha-like (gene Stlk). Lineage: Eukaryota; Metazoa; Arthropoda; Malacostraca; Decapoda; Penaeidae. Gene Ontology annotation, molecular function: protein serine/threonine kinase activator activity; protein kinase activity; ATP binding. The record is from RefSeq and is a predicted model, not a curated record. Gene Ontology annotation, cellular component: serine/threonine protein kinase complex. Gene Ontology annotation, biological process: activation of protein kinase activity; protein export from nucleus; protein phosphorylation. The transcript is spliced from 6 exons. Bases 12 to 1037 code for a protein of 341 amino acids.
UGUGUGGGGGCAUGGGGGCUGUGUGGGUUGCCAAGCACAAACCUUCCAAAAAGUAUGUUGCCAUAAAGAUAUACGAGCUUGACAAAUGUGGAGAUGAACUGGAGCUUAUACAGCACGAAAUUAGAACAGUGAAGCAGUUACGGCAUCCAAACAUAAUCCAAUACAUGACAUCAUUCACAGCUGCUCAACAGCUAUGGAUAAUAAUGCCCUUCCUCGGCUACACCUCCGCUUCUCGUCUCGUAGCCACUCAUUUCUCUGAGGGUCUCCCAGAGCCUGCACUUGCUCUAAUAGUCAGGGAGGUACUGCAAGGUCUCAGCUAUUUGCAUUCAAAGAAUAUCAUCCACAGAGCUGUUCGAGGAAGCCACAUUCUGAUUGACAGUAACGGACGUGUUAUACUCACUGGCCUGCGUCACAGUGUCACUGUGGGAGAUAACAUGAGAUGGCAGAAGACAGUGCACUGUUAUCCUCCCCAGGCACGCUAUAAUUUGAACUGGGCAAGUCCCGAGCUGCUUGAACAGGAUCUAUAUGGAUACAAUGAAAGAAGUGACAUAUACAGUGUUGGCAUUGUAGUGUGUGAAUUAGGGAAUGGAGAGGUGCCCUAUCGUGGAAUACCCUCAACACUCAUGCUGUUGGAGAAGUUGGAGGAUCGCGUGCCCUUCCUAUAUGAUGCCUCGACGGUGCCACAGAUUGCGGAGAAUGGCCAAGGUUGGGGAAUGGCCACAGACUCAGGCGUUGGAGGGAGUGUGGGAGACAACCUGACCAGCUUGGCCAUCACGCAGCGUCUUUUCUCUCCUGCGGCUCAUGACCUGGUAGCUCUGGCUUUGACCAGAUGCCCUGAACAGAGGCCUACAGCAGAUGAACUCUUGCACCACCAGUUCGUUAGGUACACAAGAAAACUUAAUGGAACUCUUCCACAGUAUCUCCAUCCAGUAGUGCCCAUCACCCAGCAGACAGAAAUAGGUGAUUCUGUUCCAGAUCUUCUUGAAGAAAGUUUAGACCAGAUAAGCUUGAACGACGAAGUAACCUGGGACUUUUAAAUUCACAAAAUAUGCCUUAUUGUAUAUUUAGUCAAAUUAUCAAAUUGUUCCAUUUUAAAUAAAACAUAUAAUUUUCCUUAUAUAUAUAUCUCAUUUUUUUUUUCUUUGAUUAUUAUUUUUUGUGUGUAUGUACAAGUAAAAUACCAAUGAAAUGUUAUAUUGUCUCUCUUCCUCUUUAGGUUGACAGUUAUUGAAGAAAUUGUUAUAUUUUAUCAUGUAAGUGCAGUAUGCUUUCACUUACCUGCUUCUCUAUAUUGUAGCUAUUUACUGUAUAGCUAAUGAUAUGUACUUGUAUGUACAAAUUAGAUUUUUAAAAAAUGUGGCUUACAUAAAAAGAAUGUAUUUUAGGCAUUGUGUAUGAAAAAGAAAAAUAUAUUCAGAAUAUUCCUCUUGAUUAAAAGGGAUCCACAAACAUUUA